AUUUUCUGCUUAGCCAUUCUAGAUGGCAAGACCCUCAAGCCAUUUCCAGCACAUGGGUCCAACCAGCUUGCCUGUAUCAGAGAUCCACGAGGCACAAUCCCAUACCAUCAGUUAAUAACCACACACAAAUACGUGGCUGACCCACUAGCACCGGAACCUUUAUGCCCAGCUCAAUAAUAUAAGCCCUCUACCACCUCCUCCUUUCCCACAACUUAGUCUGCAAUCAUCAUGCUAGAAGGCAAGGCAGUCAUUGGUGAGACUGAUAUGCUACAAACCAUGCAGCAAGAUGCUCUAGACUUGGCAGCAAAGGCCCUCGACUUCUUUGAUGUCACUGAGGCCACCGAGAUUGCACGUUUCAUUAAAAAGGAAUUUGAUAGGACGCAUGGACCUGGGUGGCAGUGCAUUGUUGGAACGGAUUUUGGAUCAUUUGUCACACAUUGCUAUGGCUGUUUCAUCUACUUUCGCAUUGCCAGCCUUGCAAUUUUGCUCUUCAAGGGGUCUGCUGGUCCAGAGGCUCAGGCAAACCAGAUUCCAGUGUUGGAGUCAGUGAAAGCAUGAGGGCUCCUUUUCCAUUCUCUUCUGAUUUCUUCUUGUUCCCUACCCCAGUCAAAUGCACUCUACUUUGCUAUCAUUUUUCUCUUGAUCUUGUGUUUAAUUUUAUACAUCAUAGCUCAUAAGGAUCACUUUGGAGUGAAACAAUGUAUAUAGUAAUCAUCUUUCAUUAUCAUGGAAAUGUAAGCUUCAAGAAGUUAAUUAAAAGAAUGGCAGAA
Messenger RNA from Vitis vinifera (wine grape), 770 nucleotides. RefSeq lists its product as uncharacterized. The transcript has 2 exons. The coding region runs from base 229 to 558 and encodes 109 amino acids. Gene Ontology annotation, cellular component: dynein complex. Lineage: Eukaryota; Viridiplantae; Streptophyta; Magnoliopsida; Vitales; Vitaceae. The record is from RefSeq and is a predicted model, not a curated record. Gene Ontology annotation, molecular function: dynein intermediate chain binding; dynein light intermediate chain binding. Gene Ontology annotation, biological process: microtubule-based process.